Messenger RNA from Oldenlandia corymbosa var. corymbosa, 4429 nucleotides. The record is from the annotation of a GenBank genome assembly. Lineage: Eukaryota; Viridiplantae; Streptophyta; Magnoliopsida; Gentianales; Rubiaceae.
UGUCAAUGGUGUCCCUAUUAACUUUAUGGAAGGUUAAUGACUAAGGAGCUCAUAUUUUUACUUUUUUUUUUUUUAAUGUGGACCAAAUGAGAUCACUGUCCUGUUUCUCAAAUUCUGUAAAUUUUAUUCGGUCAGACCGGUAGCUAGAAUUUCUGAAAAGACAGGCAUUUAAAAAAUUCUUUCAUUUCCAUUGAACAUCGGCAUUGAAUAAGUUCACCAAUAAAUUUAGCUCGGACCUUUUCAACGAGCUAAGUCAUUUUUCACCUUCAUAGUAAUCUAACAGAUUAUCAAAACAUCCCAUUGUCUCUUAUGUACCUCCUAUAUAUGCUUAGAAUAGGCCAAAUGGAUUUAGUAAAUGGAGACAUUAUUUGAGGAUACUCUACUUCUAUUUUUCAAUUACUUAACAUUUUUUUUAAAAAAAUAGUUUUAGUUUCCCUUCAAAAUUUCUUGCAUUAUGUCCAGAAAGAAAAUCUUUCUUCUUCUUUUUUUUUUUUUUUAGUUUUUGUUGUUCUUCCCAAAAAAAAAAAGACAAAUAAAUAAAAAGGAAGAAGAAAAGAAAAUUCAGGAUAUAUGAGAAAUGUUUAUGUGAUGUUCUUCUGCUGGUCGGUGGAAUAAAUUAAGACUACUGCUAGGAGCUAACUUUUUCUUCCCUAUGUUUCCAACCAGUUGUACUCUCCAGAGCUAAAUUAAAUUGAUGAUUGUACAUGGGAAUUCUUUGUAUCAAUUAAUUUUUUGCAAUUUGAUAAACACACUGAGUGAAAAGUACAACUAGUACUUGAGUAAAUGAUUAAGGAACAACACUCAUGAAUUGUUGGCCUAUGGCCGCUUAACGAUAUUAUCCUGUGAAUCUCAGUGUCACUAAUUUUGGAAUUUACAAUUGCCUCCUCAAAUAUUUCAAUUACAAUGCAAACAAACCUGGCUAUUGGCUAGUAUAUAGGUGACCCCCUUGACAUAUGUUAAUUACUCCCUUCCCAAAUGAUGGUGCUUCAAAGGGAGUAUUUAGUAGUUUUUGGGGAACCAGAGUUGUAAUUUGCCAGUACAAGAAAUAUCUAAAGUUUUCUACUCAUUUGAAUAAACAUUCAGGGAUGUUUGGGGAUCAAGACCUUAUACUUCAGUCAUCUAGCCAUGGUUGUUGCCAUCCACCAACGGAGGGACUGAAAGCCGAUGAUGUAGCUCCUCGUUUGGUUUUCCAUUACGGUAUCCCUUCAGGAUCGACUUUGUUGGCUUAUAACCCUGUCCAGAAAAUUUUAGCCAUUUCAACUCGAGAUGGACGCAUCAAACUAUUUGGGAAGAAUGGGAGUCAGGCCCUUUUUGAAUCUCCUGAGUUGUUGCCUAGCAAAUUUCUCCAGUUUAUUGAAAACCAAUCUAUCCUCUUGAACAUUAACACAAAAAACCAGAUUGAGGUUUGGGAUUUAGAAAAGAGAUGCCUGUCUCAUGUUCAUGACUUUAAAAAGGAUAUCACCUGUUGUACAUCCAUGUCUCAUGCUCCUUACGUGUACAUCGGAGAUUCUCUUGGCAAUGUUUCAGUUUUUAAGGUUCAUCAUGAGGCAUAUACCAUAGAGCAGAUGAAAUACAGAAUACCAUUCUCAGCAUCUCAUGGGAUCUCUGAUGAAGCUGCUGCUGAUAUAGCUGUGAUCCAAAUAUUACCUCAUCCUACAGCUGAAAGCAAGAGGGUUCUCAUCAUCUAUGCUGAUGGUAUUAUGACCCUAUGGGAAAUUCAAGAAAGCAAAGCCAUCUAUACAACUGCUGGAAUGACAUUCCAAUCAAUAUCACAUGAAACAAAGAAAGUAACUGCGGCUACUUGGGCUUGCCCUUUUGGAAGUAAAUUAGUUAUUGGAUAUAGCAACGGAGAGAUUAUAAUGUGGAGCAUUCCUUCUCCCUUUGGAGAUGUUGGAGGGAAGGAGGCACUUGCUCAGAAUGGUCCAGGUUGUAAAUUAAAUCUGGGAUACAAACUGGAUAAAGUUCCUAUUGCCAAAUUGAAGUGGGUUUAUGCAGAUGGGAAAUCAAGUCGAUUGUAUGUUCUAGGAAACUCUGACUAUCCAUCUGCAAACUUGUUACAGGUGGUUUUAAUGACAGAAAAUAUUGAGGUCCGCACGAUCAAAUUGGGGCUUCAUAUUCAAGAUUCCCCCGUUGAUUUUGGAAUUGUCGCAAGCUUUAAUUUGCAUAUGAAGCAGAAGAAUGAUUCUCUUCUUUUGCUCGGGAAGUCUGGUCACUUACACAGCUUUGACGAUAACUUGAUUGAAAGAUACCUACUACAGAGCCAAUCCAAGUCCUCACCAUCACUUCCAAAGGAGACACUGGUGAAGUUGCCAUUUGCUGAUCCAAGUAUUACUGUUGCUAAGUACAUAGUGGGCAAUCCACACUUUUCGUGUUUGAAGGAUCAGGAUUAUGACACAUUGGCAAAGGAUACCUUACCAUUUUUUCCAUUUGAUGCACAACCAAAAGAUGGAUCAAGUGCAAGAGUCUCGAAAGCCAAGAAUCUGUAUAUAACUGGACACAGCAAUGGAGCUCUAAAGUUUUGGGAUGCUACCUGCCCGCUUUUCCGAACAAUUUUAUCAUUGAGCCAACAGAGAGAUGAUGAUACUUCCUUAAGUGGUGUACCAUUGACAGCAUUGUAUUGUACCCCUGACUUACAGAUUUUAGUUUCCGGAGAUCAAAGUGGAACGAUUCGGAUUUACAAAUUUAAACCUGAGUUUUUUGCUCCAGAAGCCAGUUUCUUGACCCUACAAGGUGUCUCAAAAAAGAGCAACCUCGUCCACAGUAUUAAAACUGUGAAGGUCAAGGGAGUUGGUUCUUUCAUAAAAGCUAGUCCGGAUGCCAAAUAUCUUGCAGUUGGAUCAGAUCAAGGAUAUGUUUCACUCUUUGACAUGGAGGGACACACUUUGUUGUAUGAAAGACACUUUGAAAGUGAACUCUCAGCAGGAAUCAUCUCUCUGCAAUUUGCAUCAUGCAGCUUGCACGGCUUUGAUAAGAAUGUUAUAGUUGUUGCUACGAAGGAUUCCUCGGUGACGGCACUUGAGACUGAUACAGGAAAUUUGUUAAAUGCUAAUGCAAUCCGUCCUAAGAAACCAUUCAGAGCCUUGUUCAUGGAGAUUUGGAAUGGACGAGAAAUGUCUGGUCAAGGAUCUAACAUAUCAGACAGGACAGACAUAGUGGGAAAUUCAGAUAAUACACCAUCGAAGCAGUUUGUGGUGUUAUGUUCUGAGAAAGCUGUCUACGUCUACUCCUUAGUUCACAUUUUACAGGGUCUGAAGAAGGUAUACUAUAAGAAAAAGUUCCAUUCCUCUUCUUGUUGCUGGGCUUCUACUCUCGGAAGUCCUGAUUCUGGGAUCACUCUUCUAUUUUCCUGUGGAAAGAUUGAGAUCAGAUCCUUGCCAGAAUUGUCUCUUCUAAAGGAAACCACUCUGAGAGGCUUCAGGCCUGCAAUUCCUAAGUCAAACUCUAUUUCAAGCACUUCCAUGUGUUUCUCAGGUCAUGGUGAUAUUCUUGCGGUGGAGAGUGAUCAGGAAGCUUUUUUUAUUCACGUGUUACUUGAAAACGAUGUCUACAGGUUUUUGGACCGUGUUUCUGAAGUCUACUCAAGUGAACCAACUAUUGCAGAAGGGUCUUCUCCUACCGCUCAGAAAGAAAAGAAGAAGGGAUUAUUUGGGGUCAUUAUUAAAGAUGUUAAGGGAACUAAAACGAAGAGUGAGACUGAAAUUGAAGAUUCGAGAGCAAGUAUUGAAGCAUUGUCAAUGACAUUCUCCGCACCAAACUUCCCAUUGGAGUCAGAAAAUGAAGAAAAUGUCUGCUCAACCAAAGAUGAUCUAGAUCUGGACAUAGAUGAUAUUGAUAUCGAAGAUCCUGGUGAGAAACCUAAAGGACAUGGAGUAAUGGCAGCACUAAACAAACAGAAUUUUACAGAUAAAUUUCAGGCAAUUAAAGGUAAAUUAAAACAUAUGACCGUCAAAACUGAGAAAACACCAAAAGAAACAGUUCAGGAAGAGAAAGUAGAUUCUGUUGACCAGAUUAAGAAGAAGUAUGGAUAUGCUGCCACAGCCGAUGAAGGUCCAGGUUUUGCAAGCAUUGCAAAAAACAAGCUGAGCGAAAAUUUGAAAAAGUUGCAGGGUAUAAAUAUGAAAUCUACCGAAAUGCAGGACAGUGCAAAAUCGUUUUCUUCUAUGGCCAAAGAUGUUCUGCGAUUUGCAGAAAAUGGCAAGAAGAGUUCGUGAUCAUAUGUACAAUUUUAUUCAUUUGGUUUACCAAAAUAUAUAUAUAUGAAAAUUUUAUAGUCUAAUCGUUAAAUUUUGACUGAACCAUUUAAUCAAACUCUAACCAAUCAAAAAUAGAUACGUUUUUAAUGAUCAUAGGGUGAGAAGUAUUCUAAUAAAUCCUUAUCAAUCUUAACCCUUUUUUUGUAAAACCGUAACCUACUACCUGCUGAUCGGAU